Molecule: messenger RNA, 849 nt
Organism: Aspergillus piperis CBS 112811
Lineage: Eukaryota; Fungi; Ascomycota; Eurotiomycetes; Eurotiales; Aspergillaceae
Product: histone H4
Exons: 7
Coding region: 149-652 (167 amino acids)
Biological process (GO): nucleosome assembly
Molecular function (GO): DNA binding; structural constituent of chromatin; protein heterodimerization activity
Source: RefSeq, a predicted model, not a curated record
AUGUUACUCAAUCAUGUCUUCCUCAACCUCAUGCUUCACUGCACAGACCCGCUUGUUGCCAUGACAUUCCCCUUGGUCCUGUUUGCUUCAUGCACCAUGCACCGAGCACUAACACGCAUGGCAACUGCACGGUGCAUUCACUCAGUUCAUGAUGCAGUAUAUCAAGCCCUCCAAACUCCAAAUCUCAUCAUCCUGUUACUCUACAACCAACUCGUCUCCUAAUCACCUCUACAAGUCGUUGACAGAUCUAGUUACCAUGGAUCCGAGACUAGUCACCGAUAGAAAGAGCAAAAGAUUCCUGCCCAAGAAGCGAUUUCGGUAUCAUCCCUCUGCGGAGUUACGCUGUCCUACUUCAGUAGAAGAUACUAACAAUGGAUCCCACUUCAGCAAGAUUUUGCGGAACAACAUAGACGGAAUUACCCGCCCCUCGAUCCGUCGUCUUGCCCGCCGCGGUGGCGUCAUUCGCAUUAGCGCUGAUGUCUAUCCUGAAGUCCGCAAGACUGUCAAGAACCGACUGACUGAGAUAAUCCGGCAAAUACUUCUGGUGAUGGAAUCAUCUACCACUCCUGGCCACGAACGCAAGGUUGUCCGUACCGAAGAUGUAGUGUUUGCUCUUAACCGUAUGGGUCAUACGCUUUAUGGCUUCGGUUAGAACCGCUCUUCAUGUACAACUACCAACGCGGAGUUCCCAUGUUCGUGAGAGCAUGUGCCCAACGCUCAUCAAUGAUCCUUCACCCGAAAAGCUUCUUUGUUUAUCAAGUGGAUGCUAUUCUAGCAGGCUUGAACUAGGAUGGUAAAGGUGCCUUGUACAGCUUCAAUCCGGUCGGUCCAUACGAGAGAGUAGUGCAG